UAACCAAACGAUCUCUGAAAUAGAGAGCUAAAAUAAUUGGCUAUUUUGUUUGCUCAGAUGAACUAUCGAGGAAGAAAAAUUCAGAAAUUCUGAAUUUAUCCUCCAAAAAAAAUGGCUAAUUACUCCAAGGUUCAUGUUUGUCUGUCGACGGUUCGCCGGAACUCAACGGUGAUGAUAAUGGGAGAGAGGAGGAAGGCGGGCAUGGAAUUUGUUGAGGGAGUUUUGGGCCUGGCCCAUGGGCUUAUUCAGUUGGGCCUUAAGCCCCGUGACGCCGUCGUCAUUUCCGCUCUUAACAGGCAUUUGAUUGAAUGUGAUUCCAUGGAAAAUUCAGCAUCAUUGAAGGAGGAGGAGGACGUGAUUCCCGAAGAAGCGAAGCUGAAAUUGAAGAAAUUGGCAUCAGAAUGGGACGAUAUAGUGGAUCCGAAUGCAUUAGAUGUAUUCAGAUUGAAGGGGGCGAUGACGAACGAGGUGUAUCAAAUCAAAUGGCCCAGUAGGAACCCGGAACAACAACGAUCUAGGAAGGUGUUGGUGAGGAUCUAUGGUAAAGGUGUUGAUGUGUUCUUUGAUCGGCAGAAUGAAAUUAGGAUUUUUGAGUUCAUGUCUAAGCAAGGCCAAGGACCUCGCUUGCUUGGUCGCUUUCAGAAUGGGCGUGUUGAGGAAUUCAUUCGAGCUCGGACAUUGUCAGCUCCUGAUCUGCGUGAUCCAGAGAUAUCUUCCUUGAUAGCUGCCAAAAUGAGAGAAUUUCAUAUGCUUGAUAUGCCUGGUCCUAAGACUGUCAUCCUCUGGGAUAGACUGCAAAAUUGGCUUAAUGUGGCCAAAGGUCUGGCUUCUACUGAAGAAGCUAAGGGCUUUCAGUUGGACCUUCUAAAAGACGAGAUUGUAUUGUUGGAAAGGAAUCUUGCUGGCAAUCAUCUAAGCACGGGAUGCUGCCACAACGACUUGCAGUAUGGGAACAUAAUGAUGGAUGAAGAGACAAGAUCAAUAACCUUUAUUGACUAUGAAUAUGCUGGUUACAACCAUGUUGCAUUUGAUAUAGCAAAUCAUUUUUGUGAAAUGGUUGCUGACUACCAUACAGAAACACCUCAUAUUAUGGACUUCAGAAAGUAUCCUGGUCUGGAGGAGCGCAAAAGAUUUUUGAGUGCAUAUCUUUAUAGUUCAGGUCGCUCUCCCAGUGAAGAGGAACUGGAGAAAUUAGUUCAAGAAGUGGAGAAGUAUACUCUUGCCAGUCAUCUUUUUUGGGGUCUAUGGGGAAUAAUAUCGCAUCAUGUCAAUAAGAUAGACUUCGAUUACUUGGGGUAUGCUAGGCAGAGGUUCCAGCCAUAUUGGUCAAAGAAACCUGAGCUAUUGGGAUCAUCAGGUUCCAAGAAAGGUUAACAUGAAACCAAUGACUUCUUUGAUCCAUUUGUUGAUUUACAGAGAGUAGUAGUUGUUAUCCCUUGGGGUUUUGCUUGAAGAAAUACUUUUUUUUUCUCUUUCAAAAAUCGAGUCUCUUGAUGGAAUUUUUCUGGUGAUGAAGUUUAUCAGCUAAGUCUAGGAUUAGAUCAUCAAGUGUAUUAGCAUUUCUGUCAAUUUUGCUUCCUUUUCUUGUGUAAAUCUCUACAGAGGUGCUGUUUUUUUUUUCUUCUGAAAUAAUGCAUAUGCAAGUCUAUUUGUUUAUUUGAAAGAUUAUACAGAGAAAUAAAUAAAGAUCUAAUGGGUGUUUCUUGGAUGAA
Molecule: messenger RNA, 1712 nt
Organism: Solanum dulcamara
Lineage: Eukaryota; Viridiplantae; Streptophyta; Magnoliopsida; Solanales; Solanaceae
Product: probable choline kinase 2
Exons: 9
Coding region: 112-1374 (420 amino acids)
Biological process (GO): phosphatidylcholine biosynthetic process; phosphatidylethanolamine biosynthetic process
Cellular component (GO): cytoplasm
Molecular function (GO): choline kinase activity; ethanolamine kinase activity
Source: RefSeq, a predicted model, not a curated record